Panonychus citri (citrus red mite) is the source of this 1949-nucleotide messenger RNA. RefSeq names its product calcineurin-binding protein cabin-1-like. The transcript has 3 exons. Lineage: Eukaryota; Metazoa; Arthropoda; Arachnida; Trombidiformes; Tetranychidae. Gene Ontology annotation, molecular function: nucleosome binding. Gene Ontology annotation, cellular component: nucleus. Bases 694 to 1839 code for a protein of 381 amino acids. Gene Ontology annotation, biological process: chromatin organization. The record is from RefSeq and is a predicted model, not a curated record.
UUCAGUUUUAAUAUCUGUUCAUAAUGAAAUGACAAAACACAGAGUUGAUUUAAAUGAAGUAAUAAGGUUAGAAAUCCAUAACAGUUCUAUCGCUCAACCAAUUACUCCUCCGAGUAUUGAUUGUACGCACAUAGAAAUGUCGAAUCAUAAUACUAAGCGUAAAAAGAAAGGACGAAGCUAUGGUUUAUCUAAUAAACUAAGAUUAUCUUCGGCUAAGCGUAAAAAAGUCAACUAUUCAUGUAUUAAUAUGUAUAAAAAAGUAUUCUCGAUGUUCCCUGAGAGUGUUUUAACUCGUAAGAUACACCAAGAAAGUGACUCAGAGAUUCAAACACAGAACAAAGCUCAGGUGGAGAAUCUGAUUUUGACACGUUACAUGUUCCGACAAAAGCCAUUCGUCUCAAAAGGCAGAGAGUUUAACCAACUAAUAAGUGAUCUUCUCUACGAAAUAGCAGAUCAAGCAGCUUUAAUCAAAUUACCUUCCAAUUUCAUGGAUCUGUAUGGAAUCCAUCGAAAAUGGUAUCCGCUACUUUCAACUAUUUCAACCAAGAACAUAACACCAGAAGAGACAAACUUAAUCUUAACUGCCAAUGAGAUGAAAUUUAAUCAACCUGAAGCAAUAUUUUUGACUGAAUCAAUUCCAUUUCUGCGAGAUUUAUUGAAUCCAACGAUUAUGAUAAAUUUUUCAUUCGUCUCAUGAUUCUUCGAGGAAUCAAAGAAUCUAAAGUUGAUUAUCUUCUAAUGGCAAAUGAAGUUUUCAAAAAGUCUAACCUUAAAUUAGUGCAAGGGGCAAAUCAGACUGUCUAUAACUUUUCUAGUCUUAGAUCGAUGAUCAACGAGAUGAACGAAAAUAAUUUGGACAUGUUAUUGGACCAACAUCGACACGAAGAAAUUGUUGAACUAUUAGCAUCUAAAUCUGAGCUCUCCAGACAAGAAGAAGAGUAUCUUUGUCAAGCUAUUCAAUCGUCACAACAAUGGAAACGAGGGAUCGAAAUAAUUGCCCAAAGUAAAAAACUACCCGACACAUUGCUAAAUCUUUUAAAAUCUUGUCUAAAGAAUGGUGAUGGAACAUCUAUUGAUCAAGAAUUGGCUAUCAAAUUGUUGAAGUUGGGAACAGAAGAUUACAAUGCAAUGGCCUGGACUUGUAUUCUACAAACAUUUAUAAACGAGAUGAGACUUGGUAACACGAACGAAGAAAAAGUUGUCGAUUUGAUUAUUUCAGUUCAUAAUUAUCUAGGGAAUAAAGGAUGGUGUUGGGAUUUCAAUGGAGAGUUUUUAUCUCUAGCACUUGAUUUCUUGAUCUAUCAAGUAAAUAUCAAAAGAGAAAAGUUAAUUCUCAACUGUCUUGGUUGUUUUUACAAACAAUUACGAUGUAACUUUCUGACUGCUCAUAAAGGAACGGGGGUUAAUCUACAUUGGGACAAUAUUCAUUUUAUUUAUGAUCACUUUACUCCUAAAAAGUUGCCAAGUUUUGACGAAAGUUCUGACCCAAUUGAUUCAAAGACAGAGGAGCUGUUUCGAUCUUUACUUUCGAUGAUUCCUGACAAUUUAAAUCCUGAAAGAUAUUCUCAAUUUAUUUCUGAAUAUAUUGAUAAUGGAAAACCAAUUGAAGCUUCAUCAAAUAUUCCAAAACAUCGAGUUACUCAAAAUAUUUAUUAUUAUUUAGCUGAUUAUUACCUAAAACACAAAGACUUUAAGAAUGCGAUAAAAUUCUAUAUUCUUGAUUUAACUCUAAAUCUUGAUCGAUUCGAUUCAUGGGUUGGUUGUGCUCUUUCACUAGCAGAUGAGAUUGAACAAUAUUCUUCACCUGCAAAAUUGUCAAGUUUUCUACUCAUCUACUGAAGAAAUGUUGCUUUUGGGAGAAAAAGUAUUUCGAUGUUUCAAUGAAGCGAUUCGGAUUAAAGAUAAUAAAUCCAGGGUAUGGUAUAAGUAUGGAAAGUGCGCUCAUAACA